UGAGUUUUUUCUAGUCACUGUCUCUCUUCACAAGUGUCUUUUACAGCGAGGCCUUUGUAUCGACUGAUGUCCCAAUGAAUACUAUGGCUUGAAAACGGACAAGUUUCUACUAGGGCUGGGCAAAAAAAUAAAUAAAUAAAUAAAUUGAUAAAUCAAAUUUGAAGUUCAAAUCGAUUUAUUUGGAAGAAAAUAGAUUUUUAUUUUUUCCCCUCUUUUUUUACAUUGAAAAUUGCAUUGAAAAUGCAAAAGAUGCUCCUCACUACAGUCACAGGGAGCAGAGUUUAGCACAGGGCCAUGUGCUGACUGCUUUGUUUUAUCUCAUUCAUAGACGAUUUAGCCGAGUGGCCAAUGGGUUAAACAUGAUCUCUUCCGAAUACAAUCAUUUUAGUUUUGACAAUUUUCUGUAGUUUACAGAACAUUGACAAUUUUAUUUUUAGGCAAAAUCGCCCAGCCCUACUUUCUAUUUUAUAUGAGAACAGGUUUUCCCUCAACAUAGUACCAAUCAUUUUGCUUCUAAAAUGGAGGCUACAGAACCAGUACCAAGUCUAAACUCGGCCUAUGUCCCCUCUGCUUUGGUGGACAAUGACUCUUCAGAGGAAAAUACAGACCAAAGUUUAACUGCGUCUCUGCUGCCCAAUCACUCCCCUGUCCCUCUACCUGUACACUACAGCCCCAAAGACUCCUAUAAUUUAGUCUACAUUAUCUUCUUCCUAAUGGGCAUUGGCUCCUUGUUGCCCUGGAACUUCUUUAUAACAGCGAAACACUACUGGCUCUACAAACUCAGUAACCACAGCUUUCCCAACAAACCAGACGAGGAGCGGUCCGAACUCAGCGACUAUUUUGAAAGUUAUUUGGCCAUCACCUCCACUGUGCCCUCUGUGCUGUGUUUGAUACUCAACUAUGUCCUUGUUAACAGGUUGUCUCCAAAAGCGCGUAUACUGUCCUCCCUGAUUGUGAUCCUGGUGAUCUUUGUAGUGACCACUAUCCUAGUGAAGGUGGACACAUCCAACUGCACCACAGAGUUCUUUGUGGGAACUUUAGUGAGUGUGGCCAUUGUCAGCGGAGCCUCAAACCUAUUCACUGGCAGCGUAUUCGGCAUCACAGGGCACUUUCCCAUGAGGAUCUCCCAGGCUCUCAUCUCAGGCCAGGCCAUGGGAGGAACUGUGAGUGCUCUUGCGUCGAUCAUCGACCUCGCAGCUGCAAAAGAUGUGACUGACAGUGCCCUGGCUUACUUUCUGACAGCAGACGUCUUCAUCCUCCUCUGCAUCGCCACGUACCUUCUGCUGCCCAGACUGGAAUAUUCAAGGUCAACACUACUGUUGACCGCAGAAUGCUCCAAUUCAGUUGUGAUCAAUGAGACGGGGAGCAGAGCCAAAGUAUCUACCCCACCUCUGCAGCCCAUUCUCAGAAAGACUUGGGUCCUCGGUCUGUCUGUCUUCUAUGUCUUCUGCAUCUCCAUCACGGUCUUCCCUGCAGUGUCCUCUGGGAUCCAGUCUGUCAACAAGGACAGUGGCAGCCCCUGGACCACCACAUACUUCACGCCUCUCACCAGUUUCUUCCUCUACAACGCAGCAGACUUUUGUGGCAGACAGGCGACAGCUUGGCUACAGGUACCAGGACCCACCAGUCGGGUUUUGCCUGCUCUUGUCCUAUGUCGCUCAGUUUUGGUACCACUCUUAAUGUUUUGUAACUAUCAGCCAAGGGACUACCUCCACUCAGUGUUAUUCACACAUGACGCAUUCCCCAUAGCCUUUAACUGCCUCCUAGGACUUUCCAAUGGCUACCUUGGUACUCUGCCAAUGAUAUAUGGGCCAAAAGUUGUGUCACGAGACUUGGCAGAAGCCACUGGAGUUGUAAUGUCAUUCUUUCUAGCAUUGGGACUGGCAGUUGGAUCUGCCUUCUCUGUACUCAUUGUGCACUCUAUCUGAAUACAUCUUUAUUCAGAUACAGUGCACAAUGCACUGUUCGGAUUUGUAAUGUGGCAUAGCUAAACAUUGUUGAACCAAAUAGACUCACCAACUUAAGUGAACUGGUAAAACUUUAGCUACUGUUAUGACCACAGAUGUUGAUUUUAAGGUACCGAUAGUGCUAUAGGUGCUACUGAUCAAGAAGCAUUAGUAAUGUAAUUGUGUACAUGUUUACAUGGAUCAGCAUGUCAGUCAAAUUGUGAUUUCAUUUUGACCUUCAUGCAUUUGAUCUCACGUUGUACUUCUAUUUUUAGAAGUGUUAUGGUAAAUGUGAAAAAAAAAUGAAUUAAGAUUUGUAAUUGGUCUCCAUUCUGCAAUAAACUUAUCAGUGCCAAAUAAA
Molecule: messenger RNA, 2307 nt
Organism: Periophthalmus magnuspinnatus
Lineage: Eukaryota; Metazoa; Chordata; Actinopteri; Gobiiformes; Gobiidae
Gene: slc29a3
Product: solute carrier family 29 member 3
Exons: 7
Coding region: 519-1928 (469 amino acids)
Biological process (GO): nucleoside transmembrane transport
Cellular component (GO): plasma membrane; Golgi apparatus
Molecular function (GO): nucleoside transmembrane transporter activity
Source: RefSeq, a predicted model, not a curated record